Molecule: messenger RNA, 347 nt
Organism: Drosophila novamexicana
Lineage: Eukaryota; Metazoa; Arthropoda; Insecta; Diptera; Drosophilidae
Exons: 2
Coding region: 18-311 (97 amino acids)
Source: RefSeq, a predicted model, not a curated record
GUCAGUAUAUUCUCAACAUGCGAGCGCUAAACAUCUGUCUGCUGCUGAUGCUAAUCGUGGCCAUAGGCUGUGCUACGGCCGCGCCAGCUGCUCUGCGAGAACGUCGCCAAAUCGAUCUGACGCUGUCCGCCGAGCACGACGACAAGGAUGACGAAACGGAGCUGGCACUGGAGGCGAUUGCGGGCUUGUGGAGCAGUCCGGAUAGCCGUACCAAGCUGGAUGGUUCCGCCCGUGUGGUGCAUCGUGUCAAUGGAAUGCAAACGGGUUCGGAGCAGGACUGGCGGCUGGGCGUGCGUGUUGUUUUCAGUUAAGAUCAGACGGGAACGGGAACAGCAUUAUUACAAGAU